Rhipicephalus sanguineus (brown dog tick) is the source of this 888-nucleotide messenger RNA. RefSeq lists its product as uncharacterized. The transcript is spliced from 3 exons. The record is from RefSeq and is a predicted model, not a curated record. Bases 19 to 690 code for a protein of 223 amino acids. Gene Ontology annotation, molecular function: metallopeptidase activity. NCBI's taxonomy places the organism in Eukaryota, Metazoa, Arthropoda, Arachnida, Ixodida, Ixodidae.
CACGAGUUUACCCAAUACAUGAUGACCGAAGAAGCACCGGAUUUCGAGGAACUUGCUCUCCCUGGUGGUAUUUCAUCGCAAGAUAGAAACGAUGACCUUCAAGUCACCCUUGUGGACUCCUACUACGGUUCUGCGAAAAAUAUGGACCUCUUCGCUUCUCAGGCUCGGUUAGUCGAGAGCAAUCGGCGACGCUUGCUCCUAGUUACCCCGGGACUGCUGGGUCUGCUGGUGAAUGUUUCGUCCAGCGUGGAACCAUUUGUGGUGCCCGCUCUAGCGAAGCCGCUGCUGCGAGCCAUGCUCGCGGACUGGAAAUCGGAGGCACUCUCGCAGGCAGCACCGUCAGGGCGAAUUGUGGACAAGCUGUCGCGCUGCUUUACGACGUGGAUCAAUGUCAGCGAGCCUUUGAGCGCUGAGGUGGCGGCUGAGGUCGUGAUCCUGGAGCCGCUAUUCCAGCUAUACAGAAAGAGGCUGGCCAAAUCCGUCGGAGACGACACCAUUCUGCACGCCAACCACACGAACCAGCAGCUUUUCUUUCACCUCUGGGCACACGGCCACUGUGGUAGUGCGGACGGGCGUGCCCUUGUCAACGUCGUGGCGAGGAACUCACCCCGAUUCGGCCGAGCUUUUCGAUGCCCGGCGUCCAAGGCGAUGGCGCACGAAGACACGUGUUCUCUCAAUAACCUAACGUAAUCGAAAGAACCGUGCUUCCUUGCUGUGUUUGGACGUGGCUGAAGCGUGACAAGAGGGACAAUGGGGUGUGCGCUGCUGGAGCUAUCAUUUCUAGGUGACGUGACUUCUAGCGAUAAACGAGUAUUUGUAAGAAGUUAAUAAAUUAUCUUAGCGUUAUCGGUAGAUUAUCGUUCUGUAUUGGGAUUUGUGGCACUAGAU